Amoebophrya sp. A120 is the source of this 2082-nucleotide messenger RNA. The record is from the annotation of a GenBank genome assembly. NCBI's taxonomy places the organism in Eukaryota, Dinophyceae, Syndiniales, Amoebophryaceae.
AUGCAGUUACAAGAAACCAGCAACAAGAGACAGUCACCUCAUUCUCCGACGGAAAACGAAAAACGCUUUUCCCGCUUUACACAUCAAGAUCACGACGCAUCGAUCUCUCAUGGCGACAAGAUGACGCCACGCAUCAUUUUCAUCAUCAGACACAAGCGGUUCUUGCACCAGUUGCAGCAUCAGAGCCUUCUCCUCUACCUGCGGGCGUGGAGGCUAGUCUCGUCGGGCCACACGCCGGCGAUAACAUCGACACGAGUGCGCGCUGUGUGGUAUCUUUCUUUUUUUUCUUUUUCUGAAUACGUUAGCCAACGCUCAGGGAUUGUCUACUUCUUACACGUGAUCGCGCACGAAAGUCGAAAUGUAUGUGGAAUACUUACAGAAUUAUACAGACACUCUGUUUAGCUAGUUGUGGUCUAGCUGCUAUUCAUGGAGCAGAUGAGGAAGCAUUUCUGACCCGCGCCCGAAAGUGAUAGCCCCACUAGUCCACUGCAUGAGCAUGUAUACCGAAGGCCUUAGAGUUCGAGCCCUGUUAGUGGGAUCAAAAGUAGUUGCGUCGUCUCAUUUGUACUGUGGCUAUGUAGAACCUCAUGCUUCCAUCUUUUUCACGAACACGAUCGUGAGCCUCUUCAUCACACGAGGAUAUGGUAAAGGUGUAGACCAGGGCCCCUGGGACCAGGGCCCCCAGGACCAGGGCCCCCAGGACCAGGGCCCCUAGGACCAGGGCCCCUGGGACCAGGGCCCCUACGGACUGGGGCCCCUACGGACUGGGACCCCUACGGACUGGGGCCUCUACGGACUGGGGCCCCAGUCGUGUCUCAGAAUCUGGCGUCCCGGAAUCUGGUGCGCCGGCGUCUGGGUCUGGAAGAGUUGGGGCGUCGCUCUACGUACAAAAAAAGCACAGCUCGACUUUCAUAGUGACAAUUUGAGAUGUCUCUCGUUAGCACUUUGAGCUGCAUCCCUGUCCACUCAAGAAGUGCUUUUGCUGGGAAACAUUUCGAAUACAAACGGCGCCCGUCGGUCGUGGCGUCUGACUGUGCUUCUUUAUUUUUCAUUUCAUGACUCGGCGGCAGCUGUCGCUACUUGGCGUACCUCCUGGCCCGAUGCUAGGACCUACAUGUCAUGACAUGCGUACUUGGUGGCCCAGAUACGCUGGUAGACAGCUCCGGUUCCGGCCGCGCCUCGCCGUGUACCAGAUUCCGGGACGCCGUUCAGUCCGUAGGGGCCCCAGUCCGUAGGGGCCCUGGUCCUGGGGGCCCUGGUCCUGGGGGCCCUGGUCCUGGGGGCCCUGGUCCUGGGGGCCCUGGUCCUGGGGGCCCUGGUCCUGGGGGCCCUGGUCCUGGGGGCCCUGGUCUGAGCAGGGGCCCUGGUCUACCCGGAUACCCGAGGAUAUUCAUAUCUUAUGUUUCUUACACCACAGGAGGGGAAGAAGGAACACUACUCAGGACCGCAAAACGACUACUACCGAUCUCCCUAGAAGUAGGUAUCAGAUGCGGCGAUACGAAAAAGGAAGAGGAGCACAUAACCCUGAGGAGAAGUGCGAACAAAACGCACACCAAACCACGUAGCACGGACUUCUCGAAUACGAAGAGAUCCCUGUCUCUUCGAAAAUUUCGCUUCCACAAUGAAGAAUUUUUUGACAAGGCUUUACCAGUACCUGUAACAAGUAAAACUAUGUAAAAUGCGACCAAGAAUAGGAUAUCAAUGUCAAAACGUAAAUCGCUUCAAAUUUUAUUUUCGAAACAGUGUUACGAUCAUUCUAAUUCUAUCAAAAAGUAGUAUAAUCACAAAGACAACCACAACAAAAAUAAGAUGGUCCCCGGUUUCACCAAAUUUUAUAGCCGCGUCCUGUUUACUACUGCGAAGCCUACUGGUGGCGCAGCACUGAAGAUGAGGAAAACAGUGGGUAAGUAGAAGUAUUUCUCGACACCAGUCUGCUUCCGUCAGUUAGUACAGGGAGUUCGCGUUGCUAAUUAUAAUUUUCCUUCGAAAAACCCUCAGUUAAGUUUUUUGUCGUCCCCGCAUUUGAAAAUAUCGCAGAGUGAGAACUUGAAUUCAAAAAAACAUUUUUUCCGAAAACCAAAC